AUGGACGGAGCGCAGAAGCGGGGUCCCCGCCUUGGCGAUGCGGCCUCCCUCUGGAACUUCACGCCCGCCCCUGGCUGGACCAAGGAGGAGGCCCAGAUCCUGAAAUUGUGCCUAAUGAAGCACGGCGUGGGCCGCUGGAUCCAAAUCCUGGAGCUGGGCCUGCUGCCGGGCAAGCUCAUCCAGCAGUUGAACGGGCAGACGCAGCGCCUGCUGGGCCAGCAGUCGCUAGCGGCCUACACAGGGCUGCAGGUGGACAUUGACCGCAUCCGUGCCGACAAUGACAAGUUGGUGGAUGCGGAGCGCAAGAACGGGCUGGUCAUCAACAGCGGGCCCAACCUCACCAAGCAGCAGAAGCAGCAGAUGCAGGAGGAAGCCAAGGCCAAGUAUGGCCUGUCUGAGGCGGAGGUGCAGGAUGUGGAUGAGCAGCUGCAGGAGCUGCUGGCCUCGAGGCGCGUGACGGCGGCGGCGGCAGGCGGCGGCGGCCAGGGCUCGUCGCUCCCAGAGCGAGGGGCGGCGGCGGCGGGCGGGGCACGCGGGCGGGCGCAACGCGAGGCAGAGCUGCUUGCUCGCGACACUACCAGCAUGAGCAAGGAGCAGAAGAUCAACUUCCUGCUGCACCUGCACGAGAAGCUGCAGCAGGCAGCCACCAGGCUGACCAAGGCAGCGGCCGGCGGCGUGCAGCAGCCGCUUCCAAGGCAGCAGCAGCAACAGCAGCAGCAACUCGCGCUGCCACCUGCAGCAGUAGCAGCGGCGGCAGCAGGACCUGCAGGCAGCACGGAGAAUGAAGGGGCGGUGGCCAAUGCAGCGCCCAUGCAGAUAGACAUCCCAGCAGCAGCUGGCGAGCAGCAGCAGCUCAGAGCGCUUGCAGGCGGCAAGCCUGCCGCUGCGGCUGGCAAGGCGGCACGUGGCAAGCGCAAGUCUGCAGGCAGCAGGCAGGUGCGGCAGGCAGCGAGCGAUGAGGAGGAGGAUGGGGACUGGAAGCCCGAGCCUCGUGGGAAUGGCGGCCGGGGCACGCGGGCCUCAGAUAUGGAUGUGGAUGAGCAGCCCUGGGGCGCCGCAGCUCGCAGCGGAGGCGGCCGGGCGGGUUCUGCCGCGGCUGCUGCUGCAGCAGCAGAUGUGGAGGAGCUUGUGGCGAUGGGGUUCAGCGCCAAGCAGGCGCGGGACGCGCUGGAGGAGAGCAGCGGCGAUGUGGAGGCGGCGGUGGAGUGGCUGGUGGCCAACUGCAUGUAG
This is a messenger RNA of Chlorella variabilis, 1230 nucleotides long. RefSeq lists its product as hypothetical. Gene Ontology annotation, molecular function: protein binding. The transcript is spliced from 6 exons. The record is from RefSeq and is a predicted model, not a curated record. NCBI's taxonomy places the organism in Eukaryota, Viridiplantae, Chlorophyta, Trebouxiophyceae, Chlorellales, Chlorellaceae. Bases 1 to 1230 code for a protein of 409 amino acids.